AUGGCGGAUGAAGACUCUGCGAGCGACAGUCCAGUCAAGGCAAAGCUUUGUGGAGAGCUGUGUGAAAUUUCAGAUGACAUGGAGAGACCAGGGCUGUGGACAGCUGAGAAAUCCUCCUCAGACGCUACUUUUGGCCUCCUGCUCGGUGUGUUUGUGGUCUGUGGCCUGGCUCUGCUGGGCCUUCUUACAUUCGUCUCUUGGAGGCUGUGCUGUGUGCCUUGGCGGACUAAGGCCCAUUUCCCCAGCCCAUCCCUCAGCCCGGCCUGUGGCCCAGAGCGCUGCCCGCUCCAGCCGCAUCCCCUGCUGCCCAGCCCCCAGCAGCCACUGGUCACCAUGGCGACAGAGAAGGUGAAGGACCCCAUGGGCUCGAUGGGUUUCCUGGAGGCAGCAGUGAAGAUAAGCCGUACAUCCCCCGACAUCCCCACUGAUGUGCAGCUCUCCAUGAGGGAGCACUUCCUGCGCCGCACGCAACGCAUGCAGAGGCAAACCACUGAGCCGGCUUCCUCCACUCGGCACAAUUCAUUCAAAAGACACCUGCCCAGGCAGAUGCAGGUAGGCAGCCUAGACCUGGGAAAUGACUAUGUGGUGGACGAAACGCCCACCAGCAUCGGCCGCAUCCAGCCAGAGCUUUACCAACAGAAGACCCUUGAAUCAGAGGAAUCAUCCAAGAACGGCAGCAGCAAAAACUGUGGCUCGAUUAACUUUUCGCUCAAGUACGACUACGAAAACGAGGCCCUCCUAGUCAACAUCAUCAAGGCAGUAGACCUACCUGCCAAGGACUUAUGUGGCACAUCUGACCCUUACGUGAAGGUCUACCUAUUGCCUGACCGCAAGAAGUUCCAGACUCGCGUCCACAGGAAGACGCUCAACCCCACAUUCAGUGAGAGCUUCCAGUUUCCCGUGCCUUACGAUGAGCUGGCGGUCAGAAAGCUUCAUAUGAGCGUCUUUGACUUUGACCGGUUUUCACGACACGAUAUGAUCGGGGAGGUGGUGCUGGACAACUUGUUCGAGACGUCAGACCUCUCCAGGGAGACGAACAUAUGGAGGGACAUCCAAUAUGCCACCAGUGAAAGUGUUGACCUUGGGGAGAUCAUGUUUUCACUAUGCUACCUGCCCACCGCAGGCAGACUCACACUUACUGUCAUCAAGUGCAGGAACCUCAAGGCCAUGGACAUCACUGGAUACUCAGAUCCCUACGUCAAAGUUUCGCUCAUAUGUGACGGGCGACGUUUGAAAAAGAAGAAGACAAGCAUAAAAAAGAACACCCUGAAUCCCUCCUACAACGAGGCCAUCAUCUUUGACAUCCCGCCAGACAGUAUGGACCACGUCAGCCUGCACAUCUCUGUCAUGGACUACGAUUUGGUAGGUCAUAAUGAGAUCAUUGGUGUGAUGAGGGUUGGGUGCAAUGCUGAGGGACUUGGCAGGGACCACUGGAACGAAAUGCUGGCAUAUCCACGCAAGCCCAUUGCACACUGGCACCCCCUGCUGGAGUCCAAGAAAUCUGAGAAAGAGUGGAAGGCGAGGACAGCUAGCUUUGACAGCCAAGGCUCCUGCCCCUCACCCAGGCCCCCUGCUAGUCCCUGAGCAGAGCCACCUGUGACCCAGCAGCCCAGAAGGGGGUUUCCUCCCUCCUGCUGAUCCACUUCCUGUCUGUCUGAUUGAGGAGAAACACAACCCCACUGUCUCCCCCUCUCCUCUCCUCUC
This is a messenger RNA of Morone saxatilis (striped sea-bass), 1704 nucleotides long. RefSeq names its product synaptotagmin VIa (gene syt6a). NCBI's taxonomy places the organism in Eukaryota, Metazoa, Chordata, Actinopteri, Moronidae. Gene Ontology annotation, molecular function: syntaxin binding; phosphatidylserine binding; clathrin binding. The transcript is spliced from 7 exons. The coding region runs from base 1 to 1584 and encodes 527 amino acids. Gene Ontology annotation, biological process: cellular response to calcium ion; regulation of calcium ion-dependent exocytosis; regulation of dopamine secretion. Gene Ontology annotation, cellular component: membrane. The record is from RefSeq and is a predicted model, not a curated record.